Molecule: messenger RNA, 1022 nt
Organism: Drosophila grimshawi
Lineage: Eukaryota; Metazoa; Arthropoda; Insecta; Diptera; Drosophilidae
Exons: 2
Coding region: 47-838 (263 amino acids)
Source: RefSeq, a predicted model, not a curated record
UGCAGUCAACAAAAUAACACAUUUGAAAGGCGAAAUUAGAAUUGAGAUGCCAAAAAAUCAAUGGUUGAAUGGAUAUUUUGCCAAACUGAAUCCAGUGGCCGAAAAGAUAGCGUUCGAUAUGAGUGAAGUGAUAUCGGCCUACGAUCAUGUGUGGCUAACACUGACAACAGCCCAGCAGGAUAAUAUUCUGAACGACACGAUAAUCAAGCCGGAAAUAACAAUUCGAUAUUAUAGCAGUUCACACGCUGGCAAAGAAAUUGCACCUAAUUCGAGCGUGGAGAGCACUCGGAAAAAGGGAACUAAAUGCCAGAAGCAUAAUAUUAUAUAUGCCUUCGAUCGGUUAAAUCUGCGCACAUUUAUUCAUCAGAGCAUCGGGCUGAAGAUUGUACACGAUGAAAACAUUGGGGAUUACCGGGAUGAGCAUUCAUUUCCCUUUAGCUAUAAGACCAAAUCUCAAAUCAAUCUAGCUGCACUUGAGAGUGAUAGCGAUAGUAAUAAUGAUAUAACUGCCAUUCAAUUGAGCACCAAAAUCUUGCCACCAAUUCCAAGAAAAGAUACCAACGAAUCGGAUCAUCAAAAACAAAUAAUCCCAUUCAGAGAUGUUGAACCCAAGAGAAUUGAUAUAGUGAAAUGCACUGAAUCAUCUAUUAAUUCGGUAGCUGCAGAUGAGAAACUCAAUUUAUUAUCCAAUUUUGGAUCAAAGAACACACUACUAAGCAUAUCAACCGAUUCCAACGAUUUUGAUAAUGAUACCAAAGAGCAACAUUCCGAGAAAUGUAAACUAUUGCCAGAUAGUUUGGAAAUGCCCAAAGGAUUUGAUUUCCUAAGUAAUUGGUAAACUCAAUUGAGUUCCGAUGUAUUAUAUAAUGAAACUCUACUCACUUAUAUAUAUAUAUAUUUAUAUAUAUAUUUCACCAAAAACAAUUUAGUCUGAAUUUAUUGCUUAUAAGAAUGCCUGGUCAAGAAAAUGCAAUUUUUACUAUACGCCUUUACAGAACAACAAUGCUUAAUAAAUAUAAAAC